UCUAUGGAUGACGAGCGAGGGCGAAGAUACGCAUAACGGCUGUGUGCAAUCGGAGGUGCAACAGAGUUUUUUGGAUCGAACUGAUUUCUGAUUCGUAGAAAAAAGCACGAUUGUUUAAGAGAAGUAUGAUAGCAGCGGAGAACGUACGUUCGAAUAUCUCCGCUCAAGUAUUUUUGCAUUUCACCAGAAAAUCGUAGAGGAAGGCACCUUUGCGAGGUCAUUGUACUUUUCUAAAUCUCUCGACGAUGCAUAUAACACGUUCCUCCACCGGUGAUGCCGAUCGCUUUCCUCGUUCAGCGAUCGAUCUCAAACUCGUGUUACAAUAUUUCAGUCGUAGAUGAAACUUCGCGAAUCGCGCGAUUUCUAACAUUCAAUCAGGACGAGUGUCCGUAGUUUAUGGGACUAUAUCAGCUACGUAAUUAUUUUUCUCUCUCGGUGUUUCUCCGGAGAUCCGGAGGUGAACCGGUGCAUUAGUUUUGACGUGAAGGUGAGAUAAACUAGAGCCUUAGGAUGAUAAUGGGCGAUCAGUUUCGCAAGGUGGAGCAGUACUCACCAAAAUCUUCGCCGAGGGGCGCACGUUCCCCGGUUGUAUCUCGUCAAGAUUCCACGGGAACAUUGAAGACAACUAUUUCCUUGGGAAAGAACCCUUCCAUCGUACACAGUGGGCCUUUUUACUUGAUGAAAGAACCUCCAGGGGAAAGUGAACUUACUGGAGCAACAAAUUUAAUGGGCUAUUAUGGUCUGGAACAUUCCUAUACCAAGUUUAGUGGCAAAAAACCUAAAGAGCAAUUAUCAUCUUUUUUGCCAAAUUUACCUGGUAUUAUAGACAAACCUGGACAUCAUGAUAAUAGCUCAUUAAGAUCAGUGAUUGAGAAACCUCCAAUAGGCGGUAAGGAAUUAUUACCUUUAACGAGUGUGCAGCUUGCUGGUUUUCGAUUGCAUCCUGGUCCAUUACCAGAACAAUAUAGAUAUGUUAAUCAAGCUCCUCAGAGAAAACACAAGAACAAGCAUAAAAAACAUAAACAUAAACCCGGGGAGGUGCUCAGCGGACAAGAGGUUGCGACGACGGAUGUAGGCGGUUCCGAUACGCACGAGAAGAAACAUAAGAAACAAAAAAGACACGAUGAAGAGAAGGAGGCUAGGAAAAAGCGAAAGAAGGAGAAAAAAAGGAAAAAACAGAAACACAGCCCCGAGCAUACCGGUAGCCUCACACCAUCUCAGCAUUCCAAUUCGUGAUCUCUAAUGUGCCCUUUUCAGUUCAUGCCAAAUCUUUAAUUGAACUCUUGAAGCAUAUGCUUGAAUUGUCUAUGUGACUAAAGCAUAU
Messenger RNA from Camponotus floridanus (Florida carpenter ant), 1324 nucleotides. It is a transcript of the gene MED19, whose product is annotated as mediator of RNA polymerase II transcription subunit 19. The record is from RefSeq and is a predicted model, not a curated record. NCBI's taxonomy places the organism in Eukaryota, Metazoa, Arthropoda, Insecta, Hymenoptera, Formicidae. Gene Ontology annotation, biological process: positive regulation of transcription by RNA polymerase II. The transcript has 4 exons. Gene Ontology annotation, molecular function: transcription factor binding; transcription coregulator activity. The coding region runs from base 511 to 1236 and encodes 241 amino acids. Gene Ontology annotation, cellular component: mediator complex.